This is a messenger RNA of Frieseomelitta varia, 562 nucleotides long. RefSeq names its product MICOS complex subunit MIC13 homolog QIL1 (gene QIL1). NCBI's taxonomy places the organism in Eukaryota, Metazoa, Arthropoda, Insecta, Hymenoptera, Apidae. Gene Ontology annotation, biological process: cristae formation. The coding region runs from base 132 to 464 and encodes 110 amino acids. Gene Ontology annotation, cellular component: MICOS complex; mitochondrial crista junction. The record is from RefSeq and is a predicted model, not a curated record. The transcript is spliced from 3 exons.
UACGUAAUAUGUAAAUAUUCCAUAAGUGCUUUGAGUUUAGCCGAAAUCUAUUGGAGGGUUUUACGUAAGUUUUAUGCUUCCAUAACAAACGAAAGUGCAACAAAGUUAUCCUGUCAAAAUAAUAUUAUAGAAUGGAGCUAGUCCGGUUUGCUAUAAAGUCCAGUAUUGUUGGUGGUUCCAUUUAUUACACUUAUACGGAAGGAUUGUGGUCAAAAUCGGAAGAAACUGCUAAAUUGUAUGAGAAACUAUAUGCAAAUCUUGCCCCAUACGUUAAAGAAAACGUACCCGAAGAAGUUAUUAAGGAAUGGGCUCAGUUACCAAGUGUGUCAUGCGUCACAAGUUUUGUGAAAACAUCCUGGAACAAUGGUGUUAUAACCAGCAUGAAAUUCAUCUCCGACUUACCAGCACACACUACUAAUCUAUAUGAAACUGCAGAAAAAUACAUAAAAACACUCAAUAUAUAGAAAUAAUGUUAAUUUUUACAUAAUGCUAUUAGUAUCAUGUACUUUAGAUAAACAUUAUACAAUUGAUAUUUAUAAAUAUGAAAAUUGUUUUUCUUGUA